Symbiodinium natans is the source of this 942-nucleotide messenger RNA. NCBI's taxonomy places the organism in Eukaryota, Dinophyceae, Suessiales, Symbiodiniaceae. The record is from the annotation of a GenBank genome assembly.
AUGAUUGUUGUUGGCUACAGGUACUAUCAGAAUGUUCGAAAGGAAGGUGACCCACCUCUUCCGCACCCAGGUGACGAUGACGCCGAAGAAGGCGCGCAGUCACCACUCAGAGUGGUUAUGUACAAGGGACAGCGAAAAUCGGUUUUGCACAUUGGGGGUGAGAUCCCAAAGCAGGAGGUCUUGGACUUUUUCAAGCCAGUUUCCCAGGAUCUCACAAGGGUCAAGGCACCGAAGGCGGUUCCCCUUGUCUCAAACGCAUCUUUUCAGAAGGAUGUUCUGGCCGACAGCCAGCCAGGAAAACCGAUGGUGUUACUGCAAAUGUAUGAGGACACCUGCUUCCUUUGCUUCUUGAUGAGACCUUUCAUCAACUCCUUGGGUGAGCUCCUGCUUGAGAACAAGGCACCUUUUCGCCUGAAGAGGUUAAACAUUGAGAAGAACGACUUUCCGGACGGUUGUCCAGUUGCAAGAGGCACUCCCACAUUUGCCUUGUUUCGCGGUGGGGAUGCUCCUGGUGAGAAGUGGGAGGAGUUCAAGCCCAAGGACCUCUGUGAAAAGAUUACGAAGGUUUUUCCGGCACUGUCCGACAGCGCCUUUCAGAAAAUGGAUGAGUUGCAAGCAAUGGUCCCGAGACGGUUCCAGCUGUUUACGCAACUGGUCAUGUGGUCGGUUGAGCUGCAAAAGCUGGAGUCGUGUAUCUCCAGUAGAGUCGGAGAAACUGCCGAUGCAAUGCCGGAGGACAGCGAGUUCAACUCUGUGCUUUCCAGACUAAUGGCGAAAGACAUGAGGCGUGUGGAUGGGCUUGUGGACAGCAUAGAGUUCCUGCAGCAUCAAGUGGAUGAGGCAGAGCACGAUGCUGUGGUGAUGAGCAUUAUGCUCGGCGAAAAUGUGUUGGCCAGGGAGGCGGAGGAGGAGCAGGCUGAAUCGGCGAGGAGAAGCAAGUGA